AUGGAAGACAUGGAAGGUGAUAUAGACUCCUCAGCUACAGAGUGUGAGGAUAACCCACGGUCCAACACGCCGACCAGGUUCACUUCAGCAGAAGAAACCUACAAUACUUUGGAAGCUCAGCUAUUAGCUGAAUCGAACCAACACCUUCAGAGGAUUAUGGACCUCCUACCACAACCUAGUAAAUCAAACCCCACCGUACCGGAAAAGGCUGAGAUCAAGGAGAGGGUGACUUCAAUGUUCGCCACGAUAAAUAAAUUAUACGGAAGUCUGGUUGAACUCAGAGCCACCCAAAGCAACACGCCAAGCAUAAUGUGUCAGUGUAAGCCAGUUCAAACCGUGCAAACACCAACUUACUCGGAAAUACUCAAAACAAACAUACACCAGAGCACUACGACGAAAACUAUAAACAGAUCUUUAAGUAGAAAGAUCCAGAACGAGGGAAGUAGCAGCAGCUACGCCCUUAUGGUCUAUCCAAAGGAAACAGACAGCGGAACCACUAACAUGGGGAAAAUACACAAGGAAAUUAUAAAAGGAGUGCAACCUGAUAAACUAAAAAUAAAGGUUACAGCUAUUAAGCGGGUGAAAGGUGAUGGCCUCUGCUUCCGCACAAGCAGUAGGAGGGAUGCCAUCAUAUUGGAACAAGCUGUGCAAGGGCUACCGGCGGUACAGCCACAAGUCAAAACAAGAGUCUCAGAGGGCAGGCGGCCGAGGGUUAUCUUACUGAACGUCCCGAACUCGGUUGAAGAUGACAACAUAGUCAACACGAUAUACCAGCAGAAUGACACAUUAAAUGGAUUAAGCAAAGAAGACUUUGAGGCUUCAACCAGGGUAAGCACCACCCUCACAAGAGGUAACACUAAAGAAAAUUGUAGGCACGUAGUGCUUUCCACCUCACCGCAUAUAAGGAAUCUUCUCAUAAAGGAGAAAUACGUUUCCCUCUUAUGGGCUAACAUUCUCAUUGAUGACUAUGUUCAUAUUACCCGCUGCUAUCAAUGCUGCGGGUACAAUCAUCUCGCCCGGGAAUGUUCAUCUAAACAGUACUGCAGCCACUGCUCAAAAUCGCACAAAUACAACGAGUGUACUAGAAGAGAGCAGCCCUCAUGUUGUGUAACUUGCAAGAUGGCUAAUAAGGACUUGCCCCCUGAAAAACGGCAGCCCACAAACCAUAAUGCCUUCGACCCGAAAUGCCCGCAUACAAUCAAGUUAAGAGAACAGAUUAUAAAACAAACAAACUAUGGGUACGAAUAA
Centruroides sculpturatus (bark scorpion) is the source of this 1248-nucleotide messenger RNA. RefSeq lists its product as uncharacterized. The transcript has a single exon. Lineage: Eukaryota; Metazoa; Arthropoda; Arachnida; Scorpiones; Buthidae. The record is from RefSeq and is a predicted model, not a curated record. The coding region runs from base 1 to 1248 and encodes 415 amino acids.